Parasteatoda tepidariorum (common house spider) is the source of this 2663-nucleotide messenger RNA. It is a transcript of the gene Sf3a1, whose product is annotated as splicing factor 3a subunit 1. Gene Ontology annotation, biological process: regulation of alternative mRNA splicing, via spliceosome; mRNA cis splicing, via spliceosome. Gene Ontology annotation, molecular function: protein binding; RNA binding. Gene Ontology annotation, cellular component: U2 snRNP; U2-type prespliceosome; catalytic step 2 spliceosome. The record is from RefSeq and is a predicted model, not a curated record. NCBI's taxonomy places the organism in Eukaryota, Metazoa, Arthropoda, Arachnida, Araneae, Theridiidae.
ACCAACAUUGAUUUAUAGCACCAUCUGUGUUUAGUUUUGUAAAAGAUUAUCCAUCUGAAUCCAUCCAUUAUCGUUGCUACGACCGUGACUGCGCGCUUUCAUGAUGAGCAGUAGCAAUGCUGUAGCAUGUAUUUAACAAUGUAAUUUAUGCUUAAUUAAGUAACAGCUUUUGUUAAAUAAUGGCUCCCACUGUAGAAAAUGAAGUUGUCGAGAACCAAAAUGAAAAUGUUCCUGAUAGUGCACCAUCGAGGCCGACUAUUGGAAUUAUUUAUCCUCCACCCGAAUUGAGGAAUAUUGUUGAUAAGACUGCUAGUUUUGUUGCCAGAAAUGGUCCUGAAUUUGAAGCCAGAAUCAGACAGAAUGAGAUUAAUAAUAAAAAGUUCAAUUUUCUGAAUGUUGGAGAUCCUUACAAUGCUUAUUAUCAACAUAAAGUCAAAGAGUUUAAAGAAGGAAAAGGAGUUUCAGAUGGUGGUAUUCCAGCUCCUACUGCAAAAGCUACAUCGGUGUCUAAACCAGACUUACAAAAGAUAGCUGAGCUUCUUAGUGUUCCUAAAGAGCCACCUCCUGAGUAUGAGUUCAUUGUAGACCCUCCCUCCAUUUCUGCAUUUGAUUUAGAUAUAGUCAAAUUAACUGCACAAUUUGUGGCCCGGAAUGGUCGGCAAUUCUUGACAAACUUAAUGAAUCGUGAACAAAGAAACUACCAGUUUGAUUUCUUACGACCUCAACACAGUUUGUUCAAUUAUUUCACUAAACUUUUGGAGCAAUAUACUAAGAUAUUAAUUCCACCUAAAGAUCUGAUGAAUAAACUAAGGAAAGAAUCUGAAACUCCUAAAGCUGUUUUGGAUCAAGUACGAUACAGAGUAGAAUAUACACGUCAACAAGAAGCUAUCAAAAGGCGUGAGGAAGAAGAAGCUGAAAGAGAGAGGGUACAAUAUGCACAAAUUGAUUGGCAUGAUUUUGUUGUGGUGGAAACUGUGGAUUAUCAACCUAACGAACAAGGAUUAUUUCCUCCUCCUACUACUCCUGAUGAAGUUGGAAGUCGAGUGUUACAACAACAACGAUUGGAUGAACAUGGGGUGGAAGAUGUGGAGAUGGAAGUAGAAUCAGAUGAUGAUGGAAGUGACAAAGAACCAGGAAGAGAAAAAGUUAGCAAGGAUAAGGUUGCUGAUGACAGUUCUUCCUCUUCAGACGAAGAAACUGAUCGGGCAAGCCCUCCUCCAUUACCCAGUGAAGAUUCGACUCCCAUGCUACCUCCUCUCCCUCCACAACCUGAUCAGGUGGUCAUCAGGAAGGAUUACAACCCUAAAGGUGUGCGUCCAAACCAGCCUGUGACUGAACAAUUCCUAAUAUCUCCAAUCACUGGUGAGAAAAUUCCAGCUGAUAAAAUGCAAGAACACAUGAGAAUUGGUUUAUUGGAUCCAAGAUGGGUAGAACAACGUGAUAAAGCACUUCAAGAAAAGAUGACUCAAGAAGAAGUUUAUGCUCAUGGAACAUCCAUUGAGAGCAGUCUCAAGCAGUUUGCUGAAAGAAGAACUGAUAUAUUUGGAUCUGGUGUUGAAGAGACUGCUAUUGGUAAAAAGAUUGGUGAAGAAGAGAAGAAACGUCCAGAGAAAGUGACCUGGGAUGGACACACUGCCAGCAUGGAGGCUGCCACCAGAGCUGCACGUGCAAACAUUACAAUUGAGGAGCAGAUUCAACAGAUUCAUAAAAUCAAAGGAUUGUUGCCUGAUGAAGAGAAAGAAAGGAUUGGACCGUCAAAGCCUCAAGAUUCAACUCUGGGGCCAUCUGCAGUAUCCUCAGCUUCACUCGUGAAGAUCAUAACAAUUCCUCCACAGAACACCACAGCUGCAACAACUUCAUCUACUCCAUCCACUAGUAAUGUUACUACUACAACUACUACUCCUAAGCCACAACCACCGCCUAUGCCACCUUCAACUGCAACUGCUACAGUGAUGCCUCCUUUGCCACCCAUGCCUUCUAUACCCAUGCCUCCAGUGUCUGCCAUCUUGCCACCUCGACCCAUGAUUCCUCCUCCUCAGGGUUUGAUAUUGACUCCAAUUCCACCUCCUGGACCUCCACCACCUCAUCUUUUAGCUAUCCCUCGGCCACCCAUGCCCCCAGUUAUUGGACCUCCUGGCACUCCAUUUGUACCAUCCAUGCAAAUCGUCGCUCCUCCCCCUCCCAUUGCCACACAGCCUCUGAUUGGGGGAAGCAGCUCUGCUACCCCCACAUCCGAGGAUGAGCCGCCCCAAAAGAAACAGAAGACUGAAGAAUCUCUUCUGUCUGAAGAAGAGUUCUUAAAAAAGAAUAAGGGUCCUGUUACAUUCAGAGUUCAAGUUCCAAUGGUUGCUGAGAAACCUGAAUGGAAAUUAAAUGGUCAAGUUUUAGCAUUCACUCUGCCGUUGACGGAUAUGGUGUCUGUUAUCAAAGCUAAGGUUCAUGAAUCAAUUGCAAUGCCACCUGGUAAACAAAAGCUUCAACUUGAGGGUAUGUUUAUCAAGGAUUCUAACUCUUUGGCAUUUUACAACAUCACCCCCAAUUCAAUUGUUUCUCUUCAAGUGAAAGAAAGAGGUGGACGCAAAAAGUAAAUGACAAUUUGCUGAACUGUAAUUGUAUUCAAUUAGUUUUACUUUUAGCUUGAAAUAAAUUUAUUAGAUUUACAA